AUGACAGGCGGUAUCAGCAAAGUAGACCAACAAUGGGGCAAGACCGACAACAGAUUGCCAGACCACUCCCACAGACAGCCAGGCGUUGCCUACGAAACAGGCCAAGCGCACUCACACAAGACUGGUGACUCCCACGAUCAGCAAUCAAUCGCAAACAAGCUCGCCGGUACUUCUCACUUAGAACAGGCAGAGCGCAAGGCUGAGAAGGAAGGCGGUAAGCCACCAACUGCUCCAGCCGUUUUCCACGGCAACGAACCCUCAAAGGGUGCCAAGGUCGAUGAGGAUCUCGGCAAGGAAGACGAGAAGGUCUUGCACAAGAAAGGCUUAGCUUAA
This is a messenger RNA of Wallemia ichthyophaga EXF-994, 333 nucleotides long. RefSeq lists its product as uncharacterized. Lineage: Eukaryota; Fungi; Basidiomycota; Wallemiomycetes; Wallemiales; Wallemiaceae. The record is from RefSeq and is a predicted model, not a curated record. The transcript has 2 exons. Bases 1 to 333 code for a protein of 110 amino acids.